Salvelinus fontinalis (brook trout) is the source of this 10032-nucleotide messenger RNA. RefSeq names its product AT-rich interaction domain 4B (gene arid4b). NCBI's taxonomy places the organism in Eukaryota, Metazoa, Chordata, Actinopteri, Salmoniformes, Salmonidae. Gene Ontology annotation, biological process: regulation of transcription by RNA polymerase II. The record is from RefSeq and is a predicted model, not a curated record. Gene Ontology annotation, cellular component: nucleus. Gene Ontology annotation, molecular function: transcription cis-regulatory region binding. The transcript is spliced from 25 exons. Bases 257 to 4651 code for a protein of 1464 amino acids.
GAAGCGGAGAGAGAGGAUCAUAGAGAAAAAGCUCUCUGGCUACCGACACGGCUUACGACUUUGUCGAAUUCACAUACCAACAUCAAACCGAACCGGGGUCAGCGGACAAACGCGAAAAAACUGGAAAAUUUUAGGAUUAAAUGAUUUUAUGGAUUAAUUUGAACCUUUUCUUUCGUCGAAAGAAAACAGUCUCAACUUGACUUCAUAGAAUCGUUACGCUGGUCACCGAAGAGGAGCCCAGAGGACUGGGAACGAGAUGAAGACUCCGGAGGAGCCGCCCUACCUAACAGUGGGCACUGAUGUCAGUGCCAAGUACAGAGGUGCUUUCUGUGAGGCCAAGAUUAAGACUGCCAAGAGACUGGUCAAGGCAAAGGUGACCUUUAAACCGGACCUGACCACAGCAGAGGUCCAUGAUGACAGCAUCCAAGGCCCUCUGAAGGUUGGUGCUGUAGUGGAGGUGAAGAACCCCGACGGAGUGUACCAGCAAGCUUCCAUCAACAAGCUGACUGACUGCACGAUAUACACUGUUGUGUUUGAUGAUGGUGACGAGAAGACACUGAGGCGUUCCUCUCUCUGCCUGAAAGGAGCGCGUCACUUUGCAGAGAGCGAGACACUAGAUCGUCUCCCUCUCACCAACCCAGAGCACUUUGGCACUCCUGUCAUCGGCAAGAAGGGGAACCGUGGACGCAGGUCUAAUCCAGUUCAGGAGGAAGAGUCCUCUUCAUCGUCCAGUGAAGAGGAGGACAGUGACGGGAGACAGAACGAAGACCUGUAUGGGAAGGUGGUGUGUGUUGAGGUGGGCCCUGCCUCUACUGCAGACAGGAAGUCCAAGACAACAGCAUGGUUCCCGGCCCUGGUCAUCACCCCAGACUGCCAUGAAGAGGCCACCAUCAAGAAAGACACCGUCUUCGUUCGUUCCUUCAAGGAUGGCAAAUUCAACACAGUGCUGAGGAAGGACGUGACGGUGAUGGACACAGACUCUCCUCCUAAAGCUGACGCAGGGCUCAAGCCAGCGUUGGAUGCGGCUGUGGAGUUUGUGCAUCAGGCGGUGGUGCCCGGCUCCUGGAGGACUGAGGUGAAAGACGAGAGUUCCACCAGUGAGGAAGAUGAGGAGGAGGAAGAGCAGGAGGAAGAGGCGAGCGAAGAAGAGGAAGAGGAGGAAGUGGAGCCGUUCCCUGAGGAGAGAGACAACUUCCUGCAGCAGCUGUACAAGUUCAUGGAGGACAGAGGAACCCCCAUCAACAAGAAGCCCGUACUGGGCUACAGAAACCUGGACCUCUUCAAGCUCUACAGACUGGUGCACCAACUGGGAGGCUUCCACGAUAUUGAGAGCGGGUCCAUAUGGAAGACUGUGUACCAGGCUCUGGGAAUCCCUGUUCUCAACUCUGCCGCCGGCUACAAUGUCAAAUGUGCUUACCGCAAGUACCUGUAUGGGUUUGAGGAGUACUGCACAUCCUGCGCCAUCACUUUCCGCAUGGACCUUCCCCUGAAGCAGCCCAAGGCAGAGGGGGGAAAAGAUGAGGGGGAGGCAGGGGGAGACCGUACCGUCCACCCUGUAGCCUCUUCAAGCUCAGCAGAGGAGCAGAAACGGAAAGCCUGCCACUCUGAGAGAGAGAUCAUGUGCUGCUCAGAGUCCAGCAAUACUCAGCCCAUCGUCUGCAAGGAGGAGACUGAGUUCACCCGGAACAAACCAGAACUGGAACCCGAGAGAGAAGGUGGUGAUGAUGAUGGUGUUGACGAUGAGGAAGGAGACGACCAUCACAAGCACGGCUCUGAUGAUGAAGACGGCCCUUCAUUUGCUCGCCUCAGAGAGGAGGGAGUGAAGCUGGAGCCUUACGAUGAGGAGCAGGAGGCUGGGAAGGAGGAGGACAUUUCUGGCUCUGGGGAUGAGAGCUGCAGUCAGGAGGGCGAUGGUGGUGAUGAGGAUCUGGGGGAGGAAGGGGAGGAGUUUGAGUGUUACCCCCCGGGGAUGAAGGUGCAGGUGAGGUAUGGUCGCGGUCGCAGCCUGAAGACGUACCAGGCCACUGUGAAAGAGGCUGACGUGGAGGGGGGAGAGGUGCUCUACCUGGUUCACUACUGUGGCUGGAAUGUCAGAUAUGACGAGUGGGUCAAAGCUGACAAGAUUGUACGUCCGGCCAAUAAGAAUGUUCAGAAGAUUAAACACCGCAAGAAAAUAAAGAACAAAGCGGAGAGAGACCGCCUGGAACGACUGAACGACGACUUGGGGAGUCCGUCCCCCAACAGACUACGUGUCCCUCGCCCCUCCUCCAAAUCCCUCGGCCCCUGGUCCGGCUCCGGUCCCCGCUCAGCCCAUGAGCGCCAUGUCUUCUCCAAGAUGGAGGACGGUGAGAACCAAAGGACUCUGACUCUGCAGUCUCCAGUCAAGUCUAUUGAAAUCACUUCUAUCCUCAAUGGCUUGCAAGCCUCAGAGAGUUCAACAGACGAGUCUGAUCAGGAUGGUGGGCUUGAAGACGAAGAUGACCAUCCAGGUUCAGGGGGUCGCGGCGGUCUCAGAAAGGGCGGUCCCCCCAAACCCCUUCACGCCUUAGACCGCUGGGAGGGUACCGCCUCUACCGAUGUCCCCAAACCACCAUUGGUCACAGGGAAGAGCCAAGAACCAAUCAGCAUCGAGACCCCGGAGACUGGGAAGCGGCGUAGCCAACCAGAGUUUGAGGCUGAGAGGGAGGGGCCAGGUAGCUCCGCCUCCAGGAAGAGGAAGUCAGAAGGAGUGGCGGGGGAGCAACAGACCUCUAAAGGACCCCCGUCCAAAACCAAGCUCCCAACCUGGAGCACCAGGAGCGCAGACUGGCUGCCGGGAGGCUCCACCAGGAGGGCCCAGGAGAGAGCAGGAGGUCUAGGAGAAGACAGAGGAGGAACAGGAGGUUCCUCUUGCAGCAGCUCAGAUGAUGGAGGUGCACCUCCCACUGAACCCCACCAGACCGAUGGAGACCGACCCAGCUCCCGUCCCAAAGCUUCCCCCUCUAAGAAGUACAAUGGCAUGAAGGACAAGGCAGCCAAGAGUGGCCCCGGUGGUGGAGGCGGUGCCCGCCCUGCGGGAUUCUGGGAGAUCCCUGAGAAGAGGGCUAAGAUGGCAGCCAGCAGCGUGGAGGAGAGGGAGAGAGAGAGAGCGAGACCGGCGGGUGGCAGUCGUACCAAGGGACAGAAUGAUGUGUGGUCCAGUAUUCAGGCCCAGUGGCCAAAGAAGACCCUGAAGGAGCUGUUCUCUGACUCCGACACGGAGGCUGCUAACUCCCCUCCUCCGCCUGGACCGGCCCAGUCCUCAUCAUCAUGCCACGAGGAGAGAGAGAACAGGGGGGAGCGGGAUGGAGACGAGACAGGAGGAGGAGGCCCGGAGAGGGAGAGCAGGGGUGAGCGGGACGGGGAGGGAGACGAGACAGGAGGAGGAGGCCCGGAGAGGGAGAGCAGGGGGGAGCGGGACGGGGAGGGAGACGAGGCAGGAGGAGGAGGCCCAGAGAGGGAGGACCAUGACCCCUCAGAGGAGAACCAGGGGCAGGAGAAGAGGAGGAGUGAGCAGGACUUCCCCUCCAGUGGAUCUAACUCAGUUCUCAACACCCCUCCCACCACCCCAGAGUCCCCAUCCAUGGGACAUAGCGGUAAUGGGGCCAUGGAGCAAGGGGCUGGAACUGGCUCUAACCGGACUCAGCCCUCCUGUCCUCCCCUGUCUGUAACCUCCGCUCUGGGUACAACGCCCCCCUCGGACCCCCUGGCUCCGGGGCGCCCCAACCCCCUGGCAGAGGAAGGCGGUUGUGGUCGCAGUGAGACAGACAGCAGUACAGUGGAGGUGGAAAGUCUAGGAGGGGAGCUGCAGGACCAGCACUUACCCCAAGACCAAGAGCAGGGAGAGCCUCACCACCAUGUAGGGGCAGGAUCCCCCUCCUCGCAGAGUAAAGCCUCCCUCCUAGACGGUCCAGGUAGCCUGUCCUCCUCGCACAGCCACUCCAACUCUACCUGCAGUCUGGGGCUCAGUAGUAGCAGUCGUCACGACAACACUGAACACAAAGCCAAAGUGUCUGCCAGUCACAAGCGUCAGAAGGAACAGCAGGCAGGUGGAGCAGCAAAGAAACCCAAGCCAAACAGAAAGAGCUCAGUGCCUCCCAAGAAGAACAAUAACAGGAAAACUGCCCACAGCAGUGACAGUGAAGACCCGUCAUUGGGCGAGAGCACAGCCAGGUCUUCAGCCUCAAAGACCCAUGUUGCAGCAGACAUGAAGGGGUCCAUCUCGCCCAAGUGUCCCAGCCUGGGACAGGGACGCGCCCCUCCAUCCAGCCAGAAGUACCACAAGCAGCAUGGUGACCCCGACCACCAUCACCAUCUUCACAGUCGGGAACAUCACCGGGAGCCGGACCUGGACAAGAUGUCUAGUCUGGAGAGGAUCUCCUUCCUCCAGGAGAAGCUGCAGGACAUCAGGAACCACUACCUGUCCCUCAAGUCUGAGGUGGCCUCCAUCGACCGACGACGCAAACGCAUCAAGAAGAAGGAGAGAGAGAGUACGGUGGCUGCGUCUUCCUCCUCUUCCUCGUCCCCGUCCUCCAGCUCUCUAACAGCAGCGGUGAUGUUGACGCUAGCCGACACUCCUGUGUCGUCCUCUUCCUCCUCUCAGAACUCUGUGGUGUCUGUAGAGUGUAGGUGACAGGACAACCCCUCACCCUCCCAACCUUCUGAGGUCCAGGACAACCCCUCACCCUCCCAACCUUCUGAGUCCUAGGACAACCCUUCACCCUCCCAACCUUCUGAGUCCUUGGACAACCCCUCACCCCUCCCAACCUUCUGAGUCCUAGGACAACCCCUCACCCUCCCAACCUUCUGAGUCUUAGGACAACCCCUCACCCCUCCCAACCUUCUGAGUCCCAGGACAACCCCUCACCCUCCCAACCUUCUGAGGCCCAGGACAACCCCUCACCCUCCCAACCUUCUGAGUCCUAGGACAACCCCUCACCCCUCCCAACCUUCUGAUGCCCAGGACAACCCCUCACCCCUCCCAACCUUCUGAUGCCCAGGACAACCCCUCACCCCUCCCAACCUUCUGAUGCCCAGGACAACCCCUCACCCCUCCCAACCUUCUGAGGCCCAGGACAACCCCUCACCCUCCCAACCUUCUGAAUCCUAGGACAACCCCUCACCCCUCCCAACCUUCUGAGUCCUAGGACAACCCCUCACCCCUCCCAACCUUCUGAUGCCCAGGACAACCCCUCACCCUCCCAACCUUCUGAGUCCUAGGACAACCCCUCACCCUCCCAACCUUCUGAUGCCCAGGACAACCCCUCACCCUCCCAACCUUCUGAGUCCUAGGACAACCCCUCACCCCUCCCAACCUUCUGAUGCCCAGGACAACCCCUCACCCUCCCAACAUUCUGAGUCCUAGGACAACCCCUCACCCUCCCAACCUUCCGAUGCCCAGGACAACCCCUCACCCCUCCCAACCUUCUGAGUCCCAGGACAACCCCUCACCCCUCCCAUCCUUCUGAUGCCCAGGACAACCCCUCACCCUCCCAACCUUCUGAUGCCCAGGACAACCCCUCACCCCUCCCAACCUUCUGAUGCCCAGGACACAGCACUGAGCACUUAACCAGCACCUCCCUGGUCUCCAUCCCAAAAUACCCCCAACACCCACCAAGGCCCCGUCCCUACCACUAAACGCCUCCACUCCAAAGCCUCAGUACAUCCCCCACCUCAAACCGGAGAGCACCAAGGCCUCAUUGCCCCCUACUUAAACCUCCACUCUUAUCCAUGCCUCUCCAGCCCAGAACCCCUUUCCAACAGCUUGGCCUCAUCACCCCUUUACUCCCAACUCCCACCAAGCAGGACAGACAACUCAAUCUCCAUACUGGAACAACAACACAGACAACCAGACCAACAAGACAAAACACAAACACUAUUUUCUAUCCACAGCUGUUUCCUUGGCAAGCUAAUUGCACUUAAGUGCACUUUUAUGAAGAUUUGAGGGGGGGGUUGGGGGUGUGGGGGGGGGGGAAUCCAACGACAACCAAAAAGUAUAUUUUUCUUUCAAUUGAUAAACAUUUAUAAGAGUUGUUUUCUCCAAGCAAUAGUGAUUCUUUCCAUCUCGAGGAAGUUUAGAUUGGGUUGACGAUGGUGUGUACUGUGUCAUCAAGGUCCUUGUCCUACGUAGUCCUAUGUAGCCCUAUGGAGCCCCUUGUGUAUGUCGAGCUUGUCAAAGGGAAUGCACGAGGUUCAAAGUCACACGAUGUACAUACUAAACAUAAGCGUGUGGUGCGUGUACUCAUAGAAACCGGGGAUUUCUCUCUCUGUCCAUCUUCACUUCUUAAGCGACUACAUCUUGGAAAUGGUACUCUUAUCUUGACCCAAUACCGCGACCGUGGUCCGUAAGCGCUGUGUGGAGGAGAGGCUUCGUAUGUAGGCCUACUGUAGAGAUCCAGACAAGUGAUGCCAUGAAGAUGAUGAACAUAAAGGCUACUGUUAAAGGCCUUAUUAUUGUCUAGCCCUAAGACACCUCUUAAGAGGGAACAUUCCCCCUCCUGUCCCACUCUCUCAGUCCUGAUGGUUCUUAGAAAUGAAAAACGGUCCGUCUUUCAGAGCCCUGUAUGAAUGACAGACUGCUCCGGGCCAGGCCUGUAUGAAUGACAGACUGCUCCAGGCCUGUAUGAAUGACAGACUGCUCCGGGCCAGGCCUGUAUGAAUGACAGACUGCUCCGGGCCAGGCCUGUAUGAAUGACAGACUGUUCCAGGCUUGUAUGAAUGACAGACUGCUCCGGGCCAGGCCUGUAUGAAUGACAGACUGCUCCGGGCCAGGCCUGUAUGAAUGACAGACUGCUCCGGGCCAGGCCUGUAUGAAUGACAGACUGCUCCGGGCCAGGCCUGUAUGAAUGACAGACUGCUCCGGGCCAGGCCUGUAUGAAUGACAGACUGCUCCGGGCCAGGCCUGUAUGAAUGACAGACUGCUCCGGGCCAGGCCUGUAUGAAUGACAGACUGCUCCGGGCCAGGCCUGUAUGAAUGACAGACUGCUCCGGGCCAGGCCUGUAUGAAUGACAGACUGCUCCGGGCCAGGCCUGUAUGAAUGACAGACUGCUCCGGGCCAGGCCUGUAUGAAUGACAGACUGCUCCGGGCCAGGCCUGUAUGAAUGACAGACUGCUCCGGGCCAGGCCUGUAUGAAUGACAGACUGAUCCAGGCCUGUAUGAAUGACAGACUGCUCCCGGGCCAGGCCUGUAUGAAUGACAGUCUGCUCCCGGGCCAGGCCUGUAUGAAUGACAAACUGCUCCAGGCCUGUAUGAAUGACAGACUGCUCCAGGCCUGUGUGAAUGACAGACUGCUCCGGGCCAGGCCUGUGACUGUGUAGAUGACAGAUAUUGAUGGUUUCUAGCCAGAUAUUCAUGUGCUUAUAUUGAUAUUCAGGAUGAUUGUAGAGGUUGAUGUGGAGAGAAUUGAACUCUUUCAACCACGAUCUAAUGUAUUUAGGAAUGAGUCCCAAAUUGGAACCUUUUUACCUAUAUCGUGCACUACUUUCUAUGGGCUCUGGUCUAAAGUAGUGCACAAUAUAGGGAAUAGGGUUCCAUUUGGAAUACAACCCUUGGUCUGCUACUGAAUACGGUUACCAGUUAAUGUGGCAGCAUAUACAUACACGUGUAAGGGUGGAGAUGUCUGGCAGGUUUAAUGAAGCCUAAUGGAGAGCGUUGUAUCUUGUCGGGUUUAUCAGUCUUUUCAACUCAUGGUUCUUGGAUUUUUUUUUAUCACGCCGUUCAGAUUAUCUAGAUUAGACGCUCCAGAUUGAGAAGAAAGCACUGAAUUAAAUGGCCGACUGCCAAGGGGACUACGAAGCAUUCUGCAUCAAAAAAAAAAUAUACUGAACUAAAAUAUAAACGCAACACGCAACAAUUUCAAACGUUUUACAGAGUUACAGUUCAUAUGAGGAAAUCAGUCAAUUAAAAUAAAUUCAUUAGACCCUAAUCUAUGGAUUUCACAUGACUGGGAAUACAGAUAUACGUCUGUUGGUAACAGAUACCUUUAAAUAAAGGUAGGGACGUGGAUCAGAAAACCAGUCAGUAUCUGGUGUGACCACCAUUUGCCUCAUGCAGCGCGACACGUCUCCUUCACAUAGAGUUGAUCAGGCUGUUGAUUGUGGCCAAGGAAUGUUGUCCCACUCUUCUUCAAUGGAUGUGGAAUGUUGCUGGAUAUUAGCGGGAACUGGAACACGCCUAUCCAGAGCAUCCCAAACAUGCUCAAUGGGUGACAUGUCUGGUGAGUAUGCAGGCUAUGGAAGAACUGGGACAUUUUCAGCUUCCAGGAAUUGUGUACAGAUCCUUGCGACAUGGCGUCGUGUAUUAUCAUGCUGAAACAUGAGGUGAUGGUGGAGGAUGAAUGGCUCGACAAUGGGCCUCAGGAUCUCGCCGCGGUAUUUUUAUGCAUUCAAAUUGCCAUCGAUAAAAUGCAAUUGUGUUUGUUGUCCGUAGCUUAUGCCUGCCCAUACCAUAACCCCACCUCCACCAUGGGGCACUCUGUUCACAACGUUGACAUCAGCAAACACUUCGCCCACACUACGCCAUACACAUGGUCUGCGGUUGUGAGGUCGGUUCGACGUACUGCCACAUUCUCUAAAACAACGUUGGAGGUGGCUUAUGGUAGAGAAAUGAACAUUCAAUUCUCUGGCAACAGCUCUGGUGGACAUUCCUGCAGUCAGCAUGCCAAUUGCACGCUCCCUCAAAACUUGAGGAAUCUGUGGCAUUGUGCUGUGUGACAAAACUGCACAUUUUAGAGUGGCCUUUUAUUGUCCUCAGCACAAGGUGCACCUGUGUAAUGAUCAUGCUGUUUAAUCUCCUUGAAAUGCCACACCUGUCAGGUGGAUGGAAUAUCUUGGCAAUGGAGAAAUGCUCACUAACUGGGAUGGAAACAUUUGAGAGAAAUAAGCAUUUCUGGGAUCUUAUAAUUCAGCUCAUGAAACAUGGGACCAAGACUUUACAUGUUGCGUUUAUAUUUUUGUUCAGUGGUAAUUCCCAGGUUAGUAAUUAAUUAUCCCAAGAGAAAUAUACUGAGACAGUAGGUGUUCUACCACCAUGUUUCCAACUCCUCAUCAGUCCUGUGUUCUUCUAUAACCUGUAGGGGUGAGAUGUGAUGAGUCUAUACAGAUUCAGCAUUCUUAUCAAAUCUUUACCCCUACAGAUUAAAGGAGUCUGUACAGAUUAUAGUAGUCUGUACAGAUUAUAGUGGUCUGUACAGAUUAUAGUGGUCUGUACAGAUUAUAGUGGUCUGUACAGAUUAAAGGAGUCUGUACAGAUUAUAGUGGUCUGUACAGAUUAUAGUAGUCUGUACAGAUUAUAGUGGUCUGUACAGAUUAUAGUAGUCUGUACAGAUUAUAGUGGUCUGUACAGAUUAUAGUGGUCUGUACAGAUUAUAGUGGUCUGUACAGAUUAUAGUAGUCUGUACAGAUUAUAGUAGUCUGUACAGAUUAUAGUGGUCUGUACAGAUUAUAGUAGUCUGUACAGAUUAUAGUAGUCUGUACAGAUUAUAGUGGUCUGUACAGAUUAUAGUGGUCUGUACAGAUUAUAGUGGUCUGUACAGAUUAUAGUGGUCUGUACAGAUUAUAGUGGUCUGUACAGAUUAAAGGAGUCUGUACAGAUUAUAGUGGUCUGUACAGAUUAUAGUGGUCUGUACAGAUUAUAGUGGUCUGUACAGAUUAUAGUGGUCUGUACAGAUUAUAGUGGUCUGUACAGAUUAUAGUGGUCUGUACAGAUUAUAGUGGUCUGUACAGAUUAUAGUAGUCUGUACAGAUUAUAGUGGUCUGUUAUGCUGCAGAAGACAUUUAGAAAUCUAAGAAUGUCACAGAUGUGUAAUUGAUUGUUCCAAGAUUAUUAUAUAGAAAAUAUAAGGUGAAAUACAUUGACAGUUAUAAAGAUCAUCGAUGGUGUUUCCAAAUCCUCACCAGUUCUCCUUUUACCCAACUCUUCACCCCCACCACCAACAAAUAAUCAUGUUGAUUUACCCCCCCCCCCCACCACAACAAAUAAUCAUGUUGUUUUAACCCCCCCCCCACCACCAACA